GACGCUUUGACGGUUUGAUCCGUAGAGCUUCGCCAUGGGGUUCGGCUCCUUGCUGCGUAAUUUUGCAGAAGAGGCAGGCCUGUGGCAUACGUCGCAGGGCACCAAACGCCUGCGAGAUUCCUUCCAGGAGGCUCAACUCCAGGAGACAAAGCCAGCUAAAGCUGCUACCUCGGCAAAAGCAGGCCCGGCCAAGUUGAAGGGGCACAAACAUCACCAACAUCAUGACGAGACAAAUCUUGCUGCCAAAGAAGCAGAAGAGCUUGAGGAGACGCUGCUAGGAAAAGAUGAGCUGGAAGGUAGACCAGAUCAUGGGGAAGCUGGAAUCGAGGACUUCAUGAAGAUGAAGCGGCCGAUCCAGAAGGAAUACAGGGUGCUGGUGGAUACAGAUGUCAGGCCAGGGAGUGGCACCAGUGGUGACAUCUACAUCCAAUUGCAGGGGAAUCGUGGGAAGACGGAUCUCAUCCACUUGAAGCAAGGCUUUGUGGACUCCUCUCGCGUGGAAUUCUCGAUCUUUGCGAAGGAUGUUGGACAAGUGGACACGAUCCGAUUGGCCAAUGACUCACCCAGCCUUUGGACAGUGGAUCGUGUGUACCUUGAGGGUCCAGAAGGUUGGCGAGAAUUCCCUUUUGGCCAAGCACUGGGCUGGCCCAACAACCCAGAGGCCACUGUGCUUCCCAGCCUCGUCUCUCCUGAAGUGGAGGAGGAGUCCAUGAACUUCUUGACCCUUGCCCUUGCUCCAACUUCCUUCAGGCCGAAGGGAGAGAAUGCGCGCCUGGGCGGGGGAGAUGUGUCACCAAGGCCUUUGUUGACACUGCAAUAGGGGUCGC
This is a messenger RNA of Durusdinium trenchii, 827 nucleotides long. The record is from the annotation of a GenBank genome assembly. NCBI's taxonomy places the organism in Eukaryota, Dinophyceae, Suessiales, Symbiodiniaceae.